Molecule: messenger RNA, 7332 nt
Organism: Schistocerca gregaria
Lineage: Eukaryota; Metazoa; Arthropoda; Insecta; Orthoptera; Acrididae
Product: talin-A-like
Exons: 1
Coding region: 1-7332 (2443 amino acids)
Biological process (GO): cell-cell adhesion
Cellular component (GO): plasma membrane
Source: RefSeq, a predicted model, not a curated record
AUGAGUCCGGAGGACCGCAGGACGAUUUACGAAUACGCUUUGCAGGACUUGCAAAGCUGGUCCGCCGACAAGGGCUGCUUUCGGUUUGAAGCUGCCAACAAUGAGUCUCACGCCAUUAUGUGUCAGCACUCCGCGCGUUCGGUGGCGGACCUCGUAACUGGAUACCUCAACGUCGUCAAGAAGUUCGAGUCGGCGUCUAUGGACGGCGAACAGCCGAUUGCCGAUGCUUUUAGGGGGGAUUUGGAUAGUGAGAGUCUUUGUAGCACGGUCGCCUCCGGCACCUACGACUACGGUGCUUCGAGGGGGGGAGGUUCAAAUUCGCGAUCGAACUUGAACGCGAGUGUAAAAUUGGACAAGGUGAACGUGAUUGACAUAAAGACGGCUCGCAUGGCGAUUCAACAGUUGUUCGACAUGUUGAAGAACAGUGACAAUUUGAAGCUUUUGAGCGUGGAUCAGUCGUCGUUGACAGCGGACACGGUUAAGUACAACUCGCUGUCUAUUUUAGACGACAUUGACCAGGGUCUGAAGAAGUUGCUGGACUCUACCGAGGUCCAGGUUUUGGAGUUGCCUCUGGUGAACGCGCACACUAAGGUUUUGAUUGCGAACACGGUCAAGCUGUGUAAGCUUUUGAACAACUUGAUUGCGCUGCACACGUCCAGCAGCGACAUCUUGGUGAGCAAGUUCUUGAUGUUUUUGGAGUCGAUCAGCGAUUUUUUGAGGCACUUGCAGAUGACGGUGAACAACCCGCACGACAUGAAGACGCGAGAGGAGUUGGAGUACCGGACCAAGACGUGCUCUUACGUGGUGCUGUUGUUGAAGUGCGUGCUGGAAAACAAGCUCAACGACAAGCCGUCUGAGGAGUUGUACAUCCAGCUGUUCAGCCAGUUGGACAACGAGAUGCAGAAUCUGAUUUCGUUCGUGCAUUCGUUGAUGAAGAUGAUUAAGAACGGAGACAUGAUAAGGCAGUGCGUGACGUUGACCAAGGCCUUGACGGGCGCGUAUUCGUUGUUCUACAAGGCUGCGCACAUUUUGUCGCCGGUGUUGAUUGACCAGAACGCGCUGAAGUCGAUUUACCAGCUGUCGAACGAGGUGUCGAAGGCGGCGACGAGCAUACUGGACUACUUCCACGCGACGAGUUUGGGUCGGGAGCUGCUGAACGAGCUCAACUUCAAGAUGGCGGAGAUGAACCAGUGCUUGAACCAGGUGUUGAACGUGCUGACGUUGGUCGAGCCGCGCUGCACGGUUGUCCUGGAUUUCUCGGUGCCGUACGAUCGCGUGCUGGAGGGGUUGAAUCAGCUUCGCAACGCUGGCGACGAGAUGACGAAGAUCAUGUCGAGCAUCAAGUACAUCGUGAAUUCGACGGAGGCCCUGCUGGAGCAAAGUCACGUCAUGCUGGAAUACAGCGACGCGGCGUUCAGCAGGCGCAUCAACAACAUGAUUACCAGCAUCAAGAAGUCGCUGCAGAAUUUGGUACAGUGGGGGACGCAGUUGAACUCGCGGCCGAAGUUGAGCGGCGUGUCGAACAGCGGCAUAUCGAGGUCGUCGCAGGACGAGUCUUGGUCGAUACUGGAGAUGUUGGUGCACGAGUUGAUGUUGGACGUGGGCGCCAGCGCGGCGACGAUGAACCUGCGGUAUCGGUCGAAGGAGUUGGUGACGCAGGUGUUGAAGUUGGUCCAGUACCUGUCCGUGAUAGUGCCGUCGAUUGAGGACAACAGCAUGAAGGCGCAGGCGAGUCAGUACACGGAUUUGGCGUAUCGGUUCAUGCUGGACUUGCUGAACGGGUUGCGCCAGGCGACGACCGAGCACCAGAACAUGGAGGUCCAGUUGCGCUUGCUGCACCUGUCCCAGCGGACCCUGAUGCCCACGUCGCAGCUGAUUGCGUUGUGCAAGCACAUUGCGCUUGUGGUGAACAACACCGAGCAGAAGCAGCCGUUGAUUCUGUUGCUGAACAGCCUGAGCGACACGAUGUCGGCGCUGGUGAGCGCGAUAAAGAACACGGGACAGCUGGAGGACCAGAAGGACAUUGAGGAGGCGCUGGAGCAGUUUGAGGCGACGUUGGCGGACCUGGAGGCCGCGGAGAUGUCGGCGCUGAACAUGUCGCUGAUUUCGACGGCGGGGAACACGCGAGAGGGUUCUUUGAUGCUGUACGACCAGGCCGUGCUCCAGCUGACCAAGGAUUUCGACAACAUGGUGAUGAUAUGCAUUAAGGAGGCGCAGACGAUUUAUUUGGGCGAUUUGACGAGGACGUUGGCGGGGACGGUGUCGCAGGUGGCGGCGGCGGUGAAGUCGGUGGCGUGCAUGACGAACAACAAGGGUGCUCAGAAGUUGAUGCUGUCGAACGCGAAGAGGUUUACGCGGAGCGUGAUGAACGCGAUGAAUUCGCUUCGCGCGUUUGCGUGCAAGCGAUACGACCAGUCUCUUCAGAACACGUUCGUGAUUUCGCAGCGCGAGGUUGCGGAGUCGCUGGACAUUUUGAGCGGUUCGAUUCGGGGGAUGGACAUUCGCAUGGCCGGAGACGCGUUGAAGUGCAUUGCGCAGGAGAGUUUGCGCCUGCACAGCGUGAUUCCGUCUUCUAGCUUUGACCAGGUGCAGUACAUGGCGGCGUUCAGAGUGGCUUCGGAGAUGGCGCAGUCGGUGAACGCGGCGGUGACGCAGCUGGUGAACUUGUCGCAGGCGAAUCCCAAUUUGAUUGGGUCGUCGGCGCGACUGGUGUCGAACGUGGUCAAGCAGUUCAUUGACACGGCGGUGAACGUGGCGUCGCUGCUGACGGGAGACGCGUCGAGCCACCUGGGCCAGGCGUCGUUGGCGUUGACGGACGCGUCGAAGUCGGUGAUUUUGAUCACGGAGAUGGCGACGCUGAACCAGGACACGGAUUCGUACCACAAGAUAAAGGAGGCGUUGGACGAGUUGGCCAACUGCGUGACGCACUUCUGCCAGUUUGGGGAGAAGUUGAACCCGUUGGUGGAGUUCAUCAAUCAGUUGGUGAGGAUGGAGGCCUACGCGGUGCGUCCGUCUAGGAGUUUGGACAGGGUGAAGCUGAGCGCGCAGCCGGUGACGCCGGAGGCGCUAGCGGACGCGUUGGAGAGCGUGAUGGGGCCGGUGGACAAGUGCUUGAAGGCGUAUUCGCAGACGACGAUGUCGGUGAACAUGACGUACAGUCAGAGCGUGCUGGACGGGAUACAGGGGAUGAUGAGGUUGGUGAUAAACGGCUACUAUCACGCGAAUUACGCGGGGAAGAGGUCGGUGUCGAUUCCGGACCUGAUUGUGGAGCAGUUGCGCGCGGUCAACGAGUGGCAGGCGGCGUACGACUGCGCGAACCAGGAGUUGUCGGCGGUGGACGCGCGCACGACGCAGGCGGUGCAGGAGUUGAUGGGUCGGCUAACGGAGGCGUGCCACCUGUCGAUGAAUGACUUGAGCGAGGAGAAGCAGAGGGCGUUGUCGGAGGGCGCGAGGAGUUUGGCGGACAUCGAUUUUUGCGAGCAGUUGUCGACGAACGGCGAUUCGAGUGAGGUGGCGGGCAAGGUGAUGCAGGAGGUGCAGAAGUUGGAGUCGGUGUGCAGCGAGUUGGACUUGGCGCGGGUGGACCUGAGCUGGGUGCCGUCGCAGGACGCGAGGCUGCCGAAGGAGUCGAUGGCGCAGGUGUUGAGGGCGAGUUGCGCGAUGGUGGGCGCGCUGUCCAGGAUUUGGUCGGUGUUUUCGUCUGGGACGGUGUCCACGGCGGACGGUUCUUCGAAUCAGAUGGCGACGUUGUCGCAGCACAUCGCGUGUUACAACUGCGCGGUGGAGCAGUACAAGAGCAGCCUGUCUCGAACGAAGGAGGCGGAGUUGGACCAGCACAUGGUGGAGGUGCUGGAGUGGCUGGAGUCGACGUUGGCGCAGUACGACGCGAGGUGCUUGGAGAAGGAGGCGCAGUUUGGGUCGAGCGAGUCGAGUCCGGACCAGACGAGGGUGGACUACGAGCAGCUUCACAAUGACUUGGUGAAGAUGAUUGGGAGGUUGACGCGGGUGUUGUUCGACUUGAACGAGACGCAGAUAGAGGACAUCCAGAGCAUUUUGAGGGCGGCGGACAGCUUGAAGCAGGUGAUUCCGCCGUGGAUCGACGCGGUGAUAGCGUGCGCGGUGCAGAACGUGAGUGUGUCGAUGAGGAACGCGUUGAUAUCGACGGCGAAGCGCACGUUGGACCGAGUGUUGAUAUUGUUGCAGGACGCGUACAAGACGUCGAAGAACCACAAGAAGUCCGGACAGGUGAAGGACGCGUGUGAGGCGUCUCUGGAGGGGGUGUCGAUAGCGACGAGCGACAUCGUGGCGCUGUUGAAGAACAAUUUGGUGACGUACAGCCAGAUCAACGGGGUGUUGGACCAGUGGAAGAAGAUAACGGAGGGGUUGGAGGUGUGGCUGGAGACGGUGGAUUCGGUGGCGGGAGCGGGGGCGAACGUGGAUUUGCAGGCGGCGAGUAGCAGCGUGGAGCAGCUGGACCAGGUGGAGCGCAAGUUGGGCGCGUUGGACGAGCAGGUGAGCAAGUUGCUGCACCGAACGCAGCACGGGAUUCAGCAGCCGGUGCAGGUGCUGGAGCAGAUACAGUCGCUGGUGCAGUCGAUUUCGGAGUCGGUGCAGUUGAGCGCGAAGCAGUUGCAGAGCAACAAUCGGGUGAGCGAGGGGGCGGGAUUGAUGAUUGCGCAGUCGAGGUUGAUCAAGACGUUGAGGCUGAUUGGAGAGCAGUUCAAGGACGGGGUGAUAUUCGUGAUAACGAUUGGGGGAUCGUCGAAGCCGCAGUCGAGCAAGGCGUCGGCGAAGUCGGCGUUGAAGUUGGGGCACCCGUUGGUGAAGGAGUGGACGGAGUCGUUGGGGGGGAUGACGAAGAAGGUGCAGGCGGCGAUAGAGGCGUUUGAGGAGUUGAAGGCGGUUCCGGCGGCGGAGCCGGUUCCGGAGCCGUAUUUGCAGCCGAGUGCGCUGGAGCCGGUGCACGAGUUGGUGGCGGUGCUGAAUCGCCAGCUGAUUUGCGCGAAGCUGAACAUGUUGGGAGAGGACGAGUACGUGGUGUUGCUGUCGAAGACGGAGUUUGAGAAGGCGCCUCGGUCGUUCGACGCGAUGCAGAAGUUGGUGAUGGCGAGGUUGAACUUGAUUUUGGAGUCGCUGAUGCCGCUGGUGACGUGCCUGAUGAGCAGCCAGGGGUUGGAGGAGGUGAGGGAGUCGUUGAAGACGUUGAUACCGACGUUCGUUCAGUUCGUGAGGUCCGCGGAUUACGCCGCGGUGUUGCUGGACCACGUGGAGCACCAGGAGAGGAUACUGAUGGAGACGCGCAACACGGCGUCGGAAUUUUACAAUUUUUUGAGUUAUCUGUCGGGGGUGAACAGCAAUUCGCCGACGGGCCAGCUGGACAUCGUGGUGGUGUCGGAUCACAUGUCGGAGUUGCAGAGCAGGUUUGCGGCGUUCAGACAGGUGGUGGAGGGCGUCUACGCGGCGUACGUUGACGUGGAGAGCAGUUUGGACAGGCUCGAGUCGACGCUGCACCAAGUGCCGUUCCAGCUGUUCACGCCGAAGGUGAGCGGCGCGCUGACGCCGGAGUCGGCGCAGCAGAUGCUCGGGAGCCUCAAGAGCCAGAGCCAGGCGUUGGCGAACCAGCUGUGCUCGCUGGUGCACCCGGGGUCAAAGACGGAGUACUUCAAGGUGAUCAAGGACGACUUGGCGUCGUUGGAGGAGGUCGUCAGGCUGAUGUGCCUGCUGGACUCCUCCAACUGCACGUCGAUCUACAAGCAGCUCGGUCCGGAAAUGACGAAGUGGGUCAAGGUGCUGAAGCAGAUGUGCCAGGAGAAGUACAGGCACGACGCGAGCUUGACGGACGGCCUGGAAAGGGCGACGCUGUCCAUGCUCAAGGCGAUUCAGGCGGAGAUCGAGCGAAUAGCCGAGAAGUUCCAGGAGGAGGCCAACAGGCAGAGGGCGUCCGCCGAGAAGGAGGCGGAGGCGAAGAAGCAGGCCGAGCAGCGAGGGGAAAAGGCGCUGGCGAGCGGUUCUCGGGCCGCGACGGUUCAGGAGGCGACGGUUCGGGAGGCGACGGUUCGGGAGGCGACGGUUCAGGAGGCGACGGUUCGGGCCGCGACGGUUCAGGCCGCCGUUUCCGGCGGCGGGUCGAGCGAGCCUCCCGCCGGAGAGGGGGUCGAGAAGGAGGUCGAGGCGCCUCGCGUGGAGAUUUUGAAGCCCGAGGUCAUAAAGGCUCCGCAGGGCGCCCCGAGCGAUGGCGUUCAGGACAGGAGGUAUUUGUAUGUGAACUACGACAAGCAGGUUGCCCGCUUCCGGGGCUUGGUCCAGGGCGAGAAGCGGUCCUCUCCCGGCGAAGUUGAGUCGAAGGCGUCGAGGCCGACGGGGCCCGCGCAGGAUUCGCCUCGGGCGCCGACGGCCAGCGCCGCGAGUGCCGCGGUCAAGCCGUCGGAGCCGUCGGAGCCGUCGGGGCCGUCGGCGUCGAGUCCGUCCAAGCCUGCCGCAGCGGCUUCUCCGGUCGCUAGCAAGGGCGCUCAGCAGAGCGCGCCGGCGGCGGCUUCUCCGGCAGUUGGCGCAUCUCAGCAGAACAAGUCGCACCGGGUUUCUUCCAGGCUUCAGGAGCGAGUGAAGUUUCUCGCGUCCGCCGCUACUCAGGCGAAUGGUGGCGUGAAUCCGUUCUGCGCGGCGCCCGCGUCUCUCUCUCGCUCCAACAGCUACAUAAUGGGCUCCGGUCUCUCGUACAGAAAAGACAGGCCGUGCCAAGAGCAGCUGGAAUCGAUUCUGAGCUUUUUGGGCGACCUGCUGACGUCUCAGCUGCACUCUUCGCGCAGCGUCAUCGCCCAGCGACGAAUAUACAGCAAAGUCGAGGGGUUCGAGCGCCGCAGCUACUGGAUCCUGGACUCGGUGCAGGGCUUCACUCGAGCGCUGACCUACCUCUUCCAGGCGCUCGUCGUGCACUACCCCCUGCAGCAGCUCCCGCAGGACUCGGAGAAGAAGUUGCUGAUCCACUGCUACCAGAUUCAAGACUCGGCUGUGGAGAGCGCGCGCGUGAUGAACAGCGUCCUCAGCGGGAAGGAGGAGCUCGACUCGCUGCUUUCCCAGCUGAACGGCGACGUCAUGGUCAACGUCGAGGCGGUGUCGGGCUUCUUUAGCACCGGCGCGGCGAGCUCCAUGAUCAAGCUGGCGGUGAAGCUCGCCCAAACGCACGUCGACCGGCUCAACCACACCGAGACCCACUGCGCGGCGGACCUACUGCCGGACGACGAUUGGAACGUCACCAACCUGAAGGGCAAGCUCGAGGCGCUGGAGCUCGAAAUUCACCAAUACAAGAAGGCCAACUGCCCCCCCCCUGCAUGA